Molecule: messenger RNA, 3550 nt
Organism: Austrofundulus limnaeus
Lineage: Eukaryota; Metazoa; Chordata; Actinopteri; Cyprinodontiformes; Rivulidae
Gene: slc30a6
Product: solute carrier family 30 member 6
Exons: 15
Coding region: 20-1735 (571 amino acids)
Biological process (GO): zinc ion transport; transmembrane transport
Cellular component (GO): Golgi apparatus; membrane
Molecular function (GO): monoatomic cation transmembrane transporter activity
Source: RefSeq, a predicted model, not a curated record
GGGAUACAGGAAGUUCAAGAUGGCGAUGGACGGAAUGAUGUCCACGUCUCCGGGUCUGACUUACCAAACCGCCGGGGAUUUUUACCCCCGAAAGUUCGGCCCGAAGCCGGACGUGGUUCCGUCCGGAGUGACGGAGAGGAAGGUGGUGCCGCUGGAUAAACCUGACAUGGUGACGGUGGACGUUAUUAACAUCAAGGAUCCAGAUAUUCCCAUGCACAGAAAGAAACACAAGCAUGACACCUAUGUCUUGGGUACAAUUCAUCCAUUUAGAAAGUCACACAGAUCCAUUUUUGGGAAACUUCUGCAGGAAUUCAGGCUGGUGUCCUCAGAUAGACGGUCGUGGACGAUCCUGCUGUUCGGCGCUCUGAACCUGCUGUGUACCGGCUGUCUGCUGAUGUGGUGCAGCUCCACCAACAGCAUGGCUUUAACUGCCUACACAUAUCUCACAAUAUUUGACCUUUUUAGUCUGAUCACCUGUCUCAUCAGCUUCUGGGUGACCAUGAAGAAGCCCAGUCAGGUGUAUUCAUUUGGGUUUGAACGGCUGGAGGUUUUGGCAGUUUUUGCCUCCACUGUUCUCAUCCAGCUGGGAGCUUUGUUCAUCCUGAAGGAAAGUGUGGAGCGCUUCAUGGAGCAGCCUGAGGUCCACACAGGCCGAUUGUUGGUCGGGACCUUCGUUGCUCUCUUCUUUAAUCUGUUGACUUUGCUGUCUGUCAGGAACAAACCAUUCACCUACGUUUCUGAAGCGGCCAGCAGCAGUUGGCUUCAGGAGCACGUUGCCGACCUGAGUCGAAGUUUGUGCGGGGUCGUACCAGGUCUCAGCAAUGUGCUGCUGCCUCGAAUGAACCCGUUUGUCCUGAUUAACCUGGCAGGAGCUCUGUCCCUCAGCAUCACCUACAUGCUAAUAGAGAUCAAUAACUACAAUGCUGUGGAUACGGCAUCGGCCAUCGCCAUUGCCCUCAUGACCUUUGGCACAAUGUAUCCUAUGAGCGUGUACAGUGGUAAAGUUCUGCUGCAGACCACACCGUCCCACAUCAUCGGUCAGCUCGACAAACUUCUCAGAGAGGUGUCAACCCUGGAUGGAGUUCUGGAGGUUCGAAACGAGCACUUCUGGACUGUUGGUUUUGGAUCUUUGGCUGGCUCUGCCCAUGUUCGGAUCCGCCGGGAUGCCAACGAACAGCUGGUCCUGGCCCAUGUUACCAACCGCCUGCUGCCGCUCGUGUCCACACUGACGGUGCAGAUCUUUAAAGAUGACUGGACCCGACCUCUUCUGAGCGGCACUCUGUCCUCCCCAUCCGCUGCAUCUUCCCAGCUACCUAAUGAGGGCUACUCCUCAUCCUCUUUCCCUCCGGCUCUGUUCCCCUCAGUUGGAGGAGAAUUCGACCCGCUGACCUCGACCCCCUCCAAACCCAGCAGCCCCCCUCCAGAGUUCUCGUUUGACACUCCAGGGAGGAAUGUUCAGCCGCUGGUGAUGCCCGCUCCGGGUCACCCCGCCCACCACCCCUACGGAGGCCUGGGCCUCACCUAUGGAUCGGCGCCAUACACGGGGAUGCUGGGUCAGGGUCUGAUGCGACCAGGGGUGGGACUGGGACUCGGUGUGCAGGGUCUGGGGGCCGGGUUUGGACUCGCUUCAUCUCAGAGCUACAGGACUCCGUUUGGAGGCCCAACGGGCCCACUACAGUUUGGAACCGGCAACCCCACAUCCUUUCAAUUACAGAACAGACAGUAUCGACCCUAACGGUUUUAAAAUGGGUCAAAAACUGAAACUGAAGGUGAAAAUUUGGAAAGUUGGAGCUUUUGAAGGCACAACGACAGCAGAGUGUAGUAUUUAUCUAACAGUGGAGUGGGACCAACAGUUUAGUUUUCAGAUCAUUUUUAUCAUGAUUUUGGGAAACAUUUAUAAAACAGACCACGAGAUCUUACAGUUUUGUCACAUUAGAGGCAAUUAAGUUAUCCAUUAUCAUUAAACAAGACAGCAGGGGAAGACUGUUUCUCUUUUAAAUAAGAGAUAAGAAAAUAUCCUAAACAUAAAACAUAUUUUCAAACUAUAGUGCGAGUAAUUUAAAAAUUAUAAAGUUUAAUGAGUUUAUUUCAAUAAAUUUGUCAUAAAAAUGCUUCAAGUCCAAACUUCAGACAAGAAAAAAUUUCUUUUUUUUUUCAUUUAAUGAGUCUAAAUAGAGGGUGAAACAAAUUAUUAUCCAUCGAUUAAAACAACUAUAAUUCUUUUGUCCAUGUCUGUCUGUUAGCCACAAACCUCAUGGAAUAAUACCCAUCUUAAAACUCAAAAACUAAUAAUUAGAAUUACAUCUACAACUGAUUGUCUUCUGCUCAGCUCAAUUUAAGAUGGAGACUGCUCAUGAUUACCCUUAGUCAACACAAAAAUGUCUUUAGUUCAGUCAUUUUUACAUAUAUUGGCCUCCAGUUUGGUGUGGCAGCAGCUGAGCAUCAUUCCCAACACAUAACUCUACUGUCAAAAAAAAUUUAAAAAUAGCUAUAACGCCAUCUUUUCUUAGCAUAAGAUGAACUCUGGCAUUAAUGCAUUCCUUCAAAGAACGCUAGGCCUUUGUUUUAAAAGGAAUCAUCCUAUUACAGCACACAUGUAAUAUUAAGAUCUCUGCAGUUUAUUUCAAACAAAGUUUAAAGUCAUAGGAAAACCUUUUUUUAAUAUCUCAAUAUUUUGUUGGGCAAUUUUCAUUGAAAUGUGGGGAAAAAUGAAACUUGUUUCUUUCAGAUUUAGUAUGUUUUUCUUUGUCUCAACUCAAGCUCGCUGAAUGUUUUUUUUUGUCUCGUAUCCAAGUGUUUUGUUUGUUUUAGGUAAUCAUUGGGGAAAACAAAUAAGUGCAUCAACCCGUUCAUUAAAUGUUUGUUUAGUUUGUGAGCUGCAGAGCUGCGUUGUUACGGUCAGUCCUCAUCAGCUCUGAAAUAUUGUGUUUAUUUGACAUGAUCGACUGUUUAUUAAAAACGGGUCCUAAAGUUUUAUCUGUGACUGGUUUCUGCACAAGGACGGCUGAGACUGAAAAUGAUUCCUGGUUUUUCAGACUCUUAGUUGAAUAUUGUUAUAUUUGACUAAAAACAAAAAGUUUGACAAAACUUACUGGAAGGCAAACAACAACAACAAAAAAAGAUGGAAACAGAAAUACAUGAAGUGGAACCAAAUACCAGAACAUUUAGCUACUAAACUUCCAUCAGAUGAAUCAUUUUUAAUAAAAUAAAUCUGAAAUAAGUUACUGAAACUGUAUAAACCCUUUAAACUUCACAAAAUACAUCUCACAAUACCAAACUGGUUUUGUACAAAAGAAACAAAAAAAAAGUUAUUAAUCAGAACCUACAUCUGCACAGAACCUUCUUCCUUGUUUGUGGUCUGACAAAGAAAAGAGAAAUGAAAAGUGUUUCAGCAUUUCUUCAUUGAAAACUCCUCUUCUGCGACUCUGUCAGCUUCUGCUGGAAAAGAGAAGAACUGGGAGAAGUUCCUUGUGUUUGUCUUCUCACGUUGUGCAGACAAACAGGAAAACCCUCAAUGAGAAACAGUGACAAUAAAACCUGCUGUCGUUCA